AUGAAUACGUACUCCGUGGCUCAAAUAGUGGCUAUCUCAUCGUCCUUCUGGUUAUCAGGGGAAAUCUUCACCUACUCUUAUGGCGCCGUCCACGCUACCCUGGAAGCUACCUCAAAAUCCCAGACCCUAACAGCAAAACAAUGGGCCAGAUUCUACCACCGAGGCCACGCCAUCGGACCCGCCUGCGCCGCGCUGGGAGCAGGAACAUUCGCCUGGUGUGCCUUGUCAUCCCAUAACAUUCUAUACUGGGGUGCUGCGGCGUUCAAUCUUGGCAUUGUUCCUUGGACACUCUUGUUCAUGGUGAAGACAAAUAAUGCUCUUUUCGAAUAUGCGCAUCGGGCCGAGGAGAAGAGUACUGAGCAGGACGAUGUGCGUCUGACUGCUUUGCUUAGGAAAUGGUCUACGCUGAAUACCAUUCGCUCUUUCUUUCCGUUUGUUGGUGGUGUUCUUGGACUGAUUGCUGCUGUGGCUUGA
Molecule: messenger RNA, 474 nt
Organism: Penicillium brevicompactum
Lineage: Eukaryota; Fungi; Ascomycota; Eurotiomycetes; Eurotiales; Aspergillaceae
Product: anthrone oxygenase family protein
Exons: 2
Coding region: 1-474 (157 amino acids)
Source: RefSeq, a predicted model, not a curated record